Messenger RNA from Juglans microcarpa x Juglans regia, 393 nucleotides. Its product is annotated as secreted RxLR effector protein 161-like. The transcript has a single exon. Lineage: Eukaryota; Viridiplantae; Streptophyta; Magnoliopsida; Fagales; Juglandaceae. The record is from RefSeq and is a predicted model, not a curated record. Bases 1 to 393 code for a protein of 130 amino acids.
AUGGAUUACCAGCUUACCUUCAGAAGAACUGACAGUUUGGAGAUAACUGGAUACUCAGACUCUGAUUUUGCUGGUUGCUUUGAUAGCAGGAAAUCCACUUCAGGUUAUGUUUUCCUAUUGGCUGGUGGAGCAAUCUCAUGGAGAAGUAUGAAGCAAACAAUCACUGCUUCAUCUACAAGGGAGGUUGAGUUUGUGGCAUGCUUUGAGGCCACAGUGCAUGGUUUAUGGCUGAGGAACUUUAUCUCAGGGCUUGGAGUUGUCGACUCUAUUGUCAGGCCGCUGAGAAUUUAUUGUGAUAAUUCCUUUACAGUAUUUUUCUCAAAUAAUGAUAGGUAUUCUAAAGGUGCUAAGCACAUUAAGCUCAAAUACCUAAGCAUUAAGGAGGAAGUAUAG